Molecule: messenger RNA, 2952 nt
Organism: Anthostomella pinea
Lineage: Eukaryota; Fungi; Ascomycota; Sordariomycetes; Xylariales; Xylariaceae
Source: the annotation of a GenBank genome assembly
AUGCCGUCGCUUUCGUCUCCCAUUAAUUACCCUGCCAGCUCUUCUCCCCCAGCAGCAGCCAAACGUCCAAAGCCGCAUCCCGAACCGCGUGCCCGACCACGACCACGACCAAUAGCCGGCUUUCUCAUUGAUGAUGACUCUGACGACGAGAAUGCGCCCUCAGCGCCCGCUGCCAAGAGGCGGAUGUUGAGCAGUCCCAACGACCAAGUUGCCGCCGACCACACCGAACCGUCCUCUCCCCCACCCGAGCUUGCUGAUGGCGCUUCGAAAGCUGUUGGUUCGACACCGUUGGAGACUGUCACGCUGCCACAAGGCGACGCAACUCGGAAUUCAAACCCUGUACUGAACGCCCUAUUCACCUCGAGCAAUCCGGAUUCGGUUUUCCAGCGAUUCACCCCUCGCCAGCCUCCAAGCGAGUUCAAGAUAACGACAUGUUCGGGCAAAACAGUAAACAUCAAGAAGCGGACGGAGAACAAGGAUGUAUCCUUCGAGCGCAUGGUCGCGUCGAGAUCAAAGAAAAAGAAGGGCCGAGCGGACCGCAGCUACUACGGUAUUGAUAUCCACGAACUUGUCGAAACCGCUACCAAGGAGCUCGCCAACCAGCCUACAAGGUCCACACCCGUGCCAGACGAACCGAUGCCAUCUGUCGAACCAUGCACAGCCAAGAAACCCAAGAAAUCCCUACUCUGGACUGAGAAGUACCGCGCAAGGAACUUCAUGGACUUGGUUGGAGAUGACCUCACGAAUAGACAAGUGCUACGAUGGCUUAAGAAAUGGGACCCAUUAGUCUUCCCAGGAGCUGCCAAAUCUAGGUCUUCUAUAAGAAGGCCAGCAGCGCAACCGACGGAGGAGGAGAAGCCACACCGGAAGAUUUUGAUGCUCACGGGCCCUCCUGGACUUGGAAAGACCACACUUGCCCACGUCUGUGCCAGACAAGCGGGCUACGAAGUCAUGGAGAUCAACGCCAGCGACGACCGCAGCCGGGAUGUUGUCAAGAACAGGAUUCGCACCAGCUUAGGGACAGAGAACGUGAAAACCGUUCAGCAGUCGAAGCCUGAGGCUGGCAAGCAGCAGAAGGUUGUCCGCCCCGUAUGCCUUGUGGUUGAUGAAGUUGAUGGUGUGGUGACCGGUUCUGGAGGCUCUGGAGAGGGUGGGUUCAUCAAAGCACUGAUGGACCUGAUCACGGUUGGGGAGAAGAACGCUUCUGGCCAAGCAACGACUACACAAAAUUCGGGCCGAAAGAAGAAGAAGGGCGACGAUUUCCGCCAGAUGCGACCGCUCAUCCUCAUCUGCAAUGAUGUGUAUCAUCCCUCGCUAAGGCCACUGCGUCAAUCAAGCUUGGCUGAGAUUAUACAUGUUGGCAAGCCCACAGUUGAUGCAGUGGUUACGCGUCUCAAGUCGGUGUUCGAGAAGGAAGGAAUUCCAUGCGAGAAAGAUGCCGCCCGGAAGCUUUGUGAAGCUGCAUGGGGGAUCAGCAGUGGCAUUGAAGCGAAAAGGGGAGCUGAGAGCACCGCAGAGGGAGAUCUAAGAGGUGUUAUGGUCGUUGGAGAAUGGGUUGCUGGCCGCCUCAAGUCUGCACCUCUGAAGGGACCUAUCUCCCUCACACGGCAAUGGGUUGAGCAUAAUGUCCUACGAGAACUAUCACACGGCGGAGGUGGUGCAAGAGGCGUAGGAAGAGGCAACGUGAAGGAUAUUGUGACACGCCUUUUCCAAAUCGGUGCCGGGUUCCCCAAGGGCAAUAUUCUCAUCACUGCCCCAUUAUCCAAGCACAUGGACGAGCAACCUCAAGCACAACUCGGAUUUGCUGAGCAGCAGAAGAAGUAUGGCAUGGAACGCUUGCGAGAAAUGGUCGAGACGAGCGGCGAUGUUGAUCGGGUCAUCACAGAUGUGUUCGCCGAGUAUCCCAACCACGAGUUUAACGACGACUCGUUUCUCUCGAAACCCGACGCAGCGUACGAGUGGAUGCAUUUCCACGAUACUUGCUCCUCGAGGAUUUUCAAGAGCCAGGAAUGGGAGUUGGGCCCUUACCUUUCCCAGCCCGUCCUGGCUUGCCAUCACUUGUUCGCAUCCCCUAUUCGGCGCGCGAAUAUGGGCUAUGACAGGAAAUGGGGCGAUCACGAAGACGAAGCACCACCACUCCCGUUCUCUGGACCGAGAGCAGACUUCACAGCGCGCGAGGCAGAGAAAGAGAAUCGAGCGAUGCUUCAGGCAAUCCAAGCGCAGCUCCCACCAACGCUGAUGCGAGCCUUCCGUAGCGCUGAAGACGUCUCCACCGAAUUCCUUCCCUACCUCAUGCGCUUGGUAUCGCCUGAGGUCAAACCUGUUGUUGUUGGAGGGAGUGGAGACAUCAAAGGGACGGCUAGCGUAAGGAAGGAUACUGAAAAGACAAUGGUAAAGCGCGCGGCGGAUGUCCUUGCUGAGGUCGGCAUCGAGCUACAGCGAGGCAAGAUUGAGAGCGAGUCGAUGUUCAGCCGGGGGCCGCAAUGGGUGUAUCGCAUGGAACCUGAUCUCGACAUCCUCGCUACCUUUGAAACAUCAGCAGCCGUCCUCCACGGCACCCAGGCGCCGACUCGCUAUGCAGUGCGCCAGGUCCUUGACCAGGAGCUGCAGAAGAACAAGAUACUGCGCGACACCUCGGCUCGACAGGCGCGCUUCAAAGCGGGCAACCCGCACUCCACCGACGACUACAUCUUCAGCGACAAAGAGAACGCCAAGGCCACGAAGGAGACGGCGCUGCCGGCCAUUCCCGUCAAGAAGGACUUCUUCGGGCGCGUCAUCAAAGUAGAUGUGCGACCGCUCCAGGAGACGGACGGCAACAGCGCUGGCAAGCGGAGAGCAGCCGACGAGCCCCUGGGCAAGGGGGAGACCAAGGUCUGGGUGACGUACCACGAGGGCAUGAAUAAUGCCGUUAGGAAACCCAUCACGUUGCAUGAGCUGCUCAAGGGAUUGUAG